Messenger RNA from Ambispora leptoticha, 2118 nucleotides. NCBI's taxonomy places the organism in Eukaryota, Fungi, Glomeromycota, Glomeromycetes, Archaeosporales, Ambisporaceae. The record is from the annotation of a GenBank genome assembly.
AUGAGUUCUGCAAUCAGAGAUAAUCACACUGUUAGAACAUACGAGUCAUUUGCUAUAAUUCCCAAUUAUACAGAAGUGACAAUUAUUCCACAAAAAACGGCCUUUUUGACUCUGUUAAAUUUACAAGUGCUGCUCUCGCAGCGAGAUUUUACUCGUAAAAUUAAACGAAAAAGCUUGAAAUCACUAUUUGUUUCCGUAAAUAACGACAAUAAAAACAUAUCCAGUCCCUUAUCAUCUUUACCUGUUGUUGACCUCGGUGAUGGUCUGAUAAAGCAAGAGAUAUCACCUUCUGGAGAGUAUUUGGCUGUAUUGAGAAUUAUAGAGAAUGACAACAAAAAGGGGAAAAAGAAAUUUGUUGAAAUCUGGCGAAAAGGAACUCUCUUACAUGUAUUGGAUGUCACAGAUGAUCACGGCGACUUUUAUGGAGAUUCCCAAGUAGGAAGCCUGCAAUGGUCUCGAAACGAAUCUCAGUUUGUGUACAUUGCUGAACGUAAGGCGCCAGAUGACCCUAGUCGAAAAUUUAAUUUUGUUAAUGAUUGGGGAGAACAAUUAUCCAAUAAACGUGAAUCAGCUAUAGUGGUUGUUGAUAUAACGUCAUUAUCAUCGACAUCUACAUCACGAAAUAGCAGUGGAGGGAAUGGCGGGUUUGUAAAGGUUUUACCAGCAUUUGAAGGCAUUGUACCUGAACAUUUGAGUGUUGGUCUUGAACACACUCGAUCUCCAAGACUGAAUCUCACUGGCGAUUUAUUGGUGUUUUUAAGUAAUAAAGCAGGAGGACCUCACUGGUCAUGUUCAGAACUUCGUUUGUAUGAUUUUAAAACCGGGGCACAUCAUGUCAUUGUACCAAUAAUACACGAUCCAAGUAAACCACAAAGCACCUCAUCAUAUCCUGUCGGAUUCCCAGGACUCUACAUCGAUCAAUUACCGCACCGAUCCUCAUUCAUGUCUAUUGAAAAUACUGAAUUCUUGUUAUUGCAUAGUAUUUGGCGAAGCUGGAAAACAGUUCUCGCGGUGAAUUUGUUAAAUGGGGAUGUGCACAAUAUUUCUUCGUCAUAUAGUGAAACUCUUAAUUAUAAGAGUUAUAAUUUGUUUGCUGUUUGGAAUAAGUUUGUAGUGGUUUCUGAGAGUGCGCCUAAUCAACUGGAUACACUGAUUCUUGGAACUGUGAAUGAAUUUAAUUCCAAUACUAAAAAUUUUGAAAUCUCAUGGACACCAAUCGAUAAACCAAACGAUGAAGAAGUUACGCCUAUUCUAUCAGACAUUUCUUGGUCCGUAGUAACACCUUAUCGAGAUAAUCCUAACCUCGAAAUGAUACAUAUUAAACCUAUCGCCACAACAAAUGAUGAUAAUAAUAAUAGCUCGGAAAUCAACAAACAAUCCAAAUUGCCCCCAUUAAUUGUGUAUCCACAUGGUGGUCCGCAUUCUACAACCACUACAGGACUUAAUCCUCUCUUGGCUACUUUAGUGUCUGCUGGGUUUCAAAUUGUUGAAGGUUUGUUCUUCUUAAGCUUAGGAUUUGGACAGAAUUCUAUCGAAACAUUAAUUGGACAAAUCGGUGAACUUGAAAUUGAAGAAGUUCAGUCCACGGCAAAAUAUUUGAUCGAUAACCAUCAAGCAGAUCCAAAUCAAGUGGUGAUCAUUGGCGGGAGUCAUGGUGGAUUCAUAUCUGCUCAUUUGAUUGGAAAAUAUCCAGAAAGUGAUUUUUAUAGAGCAUGUGUUUUACGAAAUCCAGUUUUGAAUAUUGGAGGAAUGGCUUUUGUUACUGAUAUUCCUGACUGGUGUUUUUCUGAACUAUCAAUCCCUUACAAAUUUACUCAACCAUCACUCGUCCUUCCAAGCACAUACACGCAAAUGUUCUCCCGUUCCCCCGUGAAAAAUAUUGAUCGCAUCAAGACACCUACAUUGUUAUGCCUCGGGGAGCAAGAUCUUCGUGUUCCACAUGGCGAUGGGCUAAAUUGGUUGUAUUACUUAAAAGGAAAAAGCCAAGAAAAUGGAGAAAAUAUUGACAUUCGAUGUAAGAUGUAUCCAGAAACAGGACAUGCAUUGGAUAGUAUUGAGGCUGAAUUAGACGUUGCUGCAGAGAUUAUUAGAUUUUUGGGAGAGAAAAUAGAGUGUUGA